Molecule: messenger RNA, 2098 nt
Organism: Andrographis paniculata
Lineage: Eukaryota; Viridiplantae; Streptophyta; Magnoliopsida; Lamiales; Acanthaceae
Exons: 12
Coding region: 498-2060 (520 amino acids)
Biological process (GO): intracellular signal transduction; peptidyl-serine phosphorylation
Molecular function (GO): protein serine/threonine kinase activity; ATP binding
Source: RefSeq, a predicted model, not a curated record
GCUGGCAAGCAGCCUCUAAUGGCGAUGUAUAUUUGCCAGGAAUGGAAUACAAGGAAAGAGGUACGUAGGUGGCUGGCGCCAGCAUAUUCCAAAUCCCACAGCAACACCAUUGUUCAAUGUCGACCGCCGACUGCCAGACAGACAGACAGAUUACACAGCUCCCUCCACCAUUACUUUAUUUAUUGCGCUCGCAUCCAAAGCCAUCAACUUACAGGCCAGCUAGAUCUGCUCCUGUUCAUCUGUUUCACCACCGGCAGGUCCUGCCUCAGUCUCACACAAGCAAACAAACCGACUAACUGGCGUAAAUUCGGAGAACUGGGAAGCUGCUAGGGCCUGGCCAUAUACUGCCGUUCGUUAAUCGUUUCGAGUUCCGCUGUUUCAGCUGUCUCGCUUUUGAUGCUCUGCCAUUUUGAGCCUGCCGCUUUUUUAUUCCAGAAUCUUCAGUUAUUAGUGCCUUUUUGGAUUGAUUGAUUGAUCGAUUGAUCGAUUGAAGCAGAAUGGAAGAGGAUUUACCUGUGCAGCAGCUGCAGACGAAUCGGUCCUUCCUUUUGGAGUCCGAUGUGGUGGCAGUUUCUUCGCCGGUCACACGCCAGAAAGCGGCGGCGGCGAAGCAGUUCAUUGAGAAUCAUUACAAAAAUUACCUGCAAGGAUUGAAGGAUCGCAAGGAAAGGCGGACGGCAUUGCAGAGGAGGGCACAAGAAGCUCGAGUGUCUACUGAGGAAGAAGAGAGAAUGCUGAGGAAUUUGGAGAAGAGGGAAACAGAGUUCAUGAGAUUGCAGAGGCACAAAGUAGGGAUUGAUGAUUUUGAGCAAUUAACUGUUAUUGGUAAAGGAGCUUUCGGUGAGGUCAGGCUAUGUCGUGCUAAAAGCACAGGAGAAGUAUAUGCUAUGAAGAAGUUGAAAAAAUCGGAGAUGCUUAGCCGUGGUCAGGUUGAGCAUGUUCGUUCCGAGAGAAAUUUACUCGUGGAGGUCGAUAGUAGGUGCAUUGUGAAGCUCUUCUAUUCAUUCCAAGACGCCAAUUACUUAUAUCUUAUCAUGGAGUAUUUACCCGGUGGCGAUAUUAUGACUUUACUGAUGAGGGAAGAUAUCCUUUCUGAAGAUACUGCUCGCUUUUACAUGGCAGAGAGCAUUCUAGCCAUCCAUUCAAUUCACCAGCAUAAUUACAUACACAGGGAUAUAAAACCAGAUAACUUGAUAUUAGACAAAAAUGGACAUCUGAAGCUCUCUGAUUUUGGCUUGUGUAAGCCACUGGAGAAGUACUCGUCAGUCCUGUUGCAAGACGAUGUUUUUGUCUCUCCAGAUUCAAUAGAUGGGGCCAAUGGGAAUUCCGGCACAGAUACUGCUCCAUGGAUGAUGGCAAGGGAGCAGCUCCAGCAGUGGAAACGCAAUCGCCGUGUUCUUGCGUAUUCGACUGUAGGAACUCUUGAUUAUAUGGCACCAGAAGUUUUACUGAAAAAGGGAUAUGGAAUGGAAUGUGACUGGUGGUCCUUGGGUGCAAUAAUGUACGAGAUGCUCGUAGGCUACCCUCCCUUUUGUUCGGAUGAUCCUAGGAUGACUUGCCGUAAGAUAAUAAAUUGGAAAGCAUGCUUAAAGUUUCCGGAAGAACCAAAAAUCUCUGAUGAGGCAAGGGAUCUUAUUUGUUGUUUGUUAUGUGAUGUUGACAAAAGGUUGGGGACCAGAGGAGUGGAAGAAAUAAAGGGACAUCCGUGGUUUAGCGGCGUGAAAUGGGACAAUCUUUAUGAAAUGGAAGCUGCCUACAAACCAACCGUCAAUGGUGAUUUGGACACGCAGAAUUUUGAAAAGUUCGAGCAAGGAGAAAUUCCUCCGUCGAAUUCGCCAAAAGUAGGACCUUGGAGAAAGAUGUUGACAUCGAAAGAUGCCAAUUUCAUCGGAUACACUUUCAAGAAAUCGGAUCUCCUUAAAUCAGCUAAAACGGCAGGAAUCGACGUGGGUUCAAAUGCAUCCUAUAAACCUCCGUCAUUAACGUCAUUGUUCGGACAGAUUAAUCUUCGCGACGAAGAUGCUGUAAUACCAGAGGAUGAUCAGAAGCCAAAAAUAUGAAGUCUUGAUCGAUGAUUCGAGUUCAUCGUUUCAAUCUA